This is a messenger RNA of Syzygium oleosum, 1776 nucleotides long. Its product is annotated as probable E3 ubiquitin-protein ligase LOG2. The record is from RefSeq and is a predicted model, not a curated record. Gene Ontology annotation, molecular function: ubiquitin protein ligase activity. The transcript is spliced from 3 exons. NCBI's taxonomy places the organism in Eukaryota, Viridiplantae, Streptophyta, Magnoliopsida, Myrtales, Myrtaceae. Gene Ontology annotation, biological process: protein ubiquitination. The coding region runs from base 372 to 1454 and encodes 360 amino acids.
GAAAGAGGAGAGGAGAGAGAGAGAAUAGCUUUGUGAAUUUUAGCAUCCCCUCUCUCUCUCUCAUCAAUGGUGUUUUGGGUGGAGCUUUACGCAACCCAUUACCUCUGUCCCUCGAUCAAAUCUUCCUCCGCACCUCCACUUCAAUCCCGUUUCCUCCAAUCCCUCUCUCUCUCUUUCUGCGCUCACUCUGCUCGAUCGUGGAGUUUCUCUCCUGCACGGUUGCUCUAGUUGCGAUUCGUGAUGAUCCUGAUGGUGAAGAUCGCUUUUUGAUGCCUGAGCAGUCCAAUGCUCCUUCCCUAGUUGCCUAAUUUCGAUCGAUUCGGAAGACCCAGUUGUUCUUUUCCUUGUGCUUUUUGCCCCGAAGGAAUUCCAUGGGCAACAGCGGAAGCGGCCGCCGGAGGCACGGGAGCCGGCGCGGCCACCCUCCGCCGCCGCAGCAGCAGCCGGAGGUCACCUCCAACAGGUACGUCGUCACGGCCGCGACCACGUACCCGCCCCAGUACCCGAGCCCUAACCCGCCUCCGCAGUACUACCAGUACCCCGGGUACUACCCUCCGCCGCCCCCGCCGGCGACCCCUUCGCCGCUCCCGGCGCCGUACGACCACCACCAUCAUCCCCGGGGCGGUGGUGGCCCGCCGCAUGCGGAACAGGUCCACGGGAAUUGGGUCGGCGGGAGGUACCCGUGCGGGCCGGUUAUGAUGAUGCCUUAUGUGGAGCACCAGAAGGCGGUUACCAUUAGGAAUGAUGUGAACAUUAAGAAGGAGACACUGAGGAUUGAGCCUGAUGAGGAGAAUCCUGGGAAGUUUCUGGUUUCGUUCACUUUUGAUGCCGCUGUCGAUGGAAGAAUCACAGUGGUUUUCUUUGCAAAGGAAGGGGAGGACUGUAGUCUCAGUGCAAUGAAAGAAGACCUUCUACGACCAGUAAUAGUGGAAUUCCGGGGAGGUCUUGGCCAGAAGUUUAAACAGCCCUCUGGAACAGGAAUCGAAUUUUCAAUGUUCGAGGAGACAGAAUUAAGAUACAGUGACACAGACGUGUGUCCUCUAGCAGUGAAGGCGGAGUCAUCCUUGGGUACCCAGAAAGGUCCUGAUGGGAAUGCCAUGUCGAGAACCAUGAACUCUCAGAUAACUCAGGUUGUGUUUGAGAAGGAGAAGGGCGAAUAUCAGGUGCGGGUUGUGAAGCAGAUCUUGUGGGUGAAUGGAAUGAGGUAUGAGUUGCAGGAGAUUUAUGGCAUCGGGAACUCGGUCGAGAGUGACAUCGAUGGAAAUGACCCUGGAAAGGAAUGCGUGAUUUGCCUGUCAGAACCAAGGGACACAACUGUCCUUCCCUGUCGACACAUGUGUAUGUGUAGCGGGUGUGCGAAGGUUUUGAGGUUCCAGACAAACAGGUGUCCCAUCUGUCGGCAACCGGUCGAGAGGCUUCUGGAGAUCAAGGUCAGCAGUGCUGCUGACGAAUGAAGUUGCCGUUUAUUAGCAUGCUCAUGCUGUAUAAUAGUCCUUUGGUUUUGUUCCUUCUUUUUAUUUUUGUUUUCUUUGAAAUUCUUUUUUUUCUCCCUUCCUCUGUGCUUAUUCAGUCUUUGCCUGUGCAAUGAUCACAUGGCGAGUUUUACUCACCAAGGCACGACGAAGCGUUUGCUCUGAAUCCAUCAAAGAACAUACUGCUUAUUUAUACUUCCGGGUGUUGUUUACGUGACAUUCUAAGUAGUUCAUGCAAUCUUAGCUCCUCUAGCUGCUCAAGAUGAUGUUGUGAUGAAAUUCUGGCUCUGAUGCUGUUUAAUCC